UGGUCUUCCCAAACCAUACCCAAGUGUUACACCACACAGCUGGAACCGCUGGCGUGCAGGCUAAGAGCGCCAGAGACAGGCCAGGCUGACAACAAGCCUGGGGAAUCAGCGGCCUCGGGACCUGGUGGCACCUGGAGCGGGAGACGGAGUCUCCAAGCCACCGUGGCUCCUCGGAGGGCAUGCCAAAGCCGCCGUAACUUCCUGUUCAGCGUUACCUCUAGGACCUGGAGGGAACCGAAAUGACUGGGCUCCGCCGAGAUUGCAAGGAGGAAGACAAGCGCCACCAUAACCGGGUCUGAAGUCGGGCUGUUCCCGCAAAUCCAGGCUCCCUUUUCUUUCCUCCCGGACCUUGGCAGCCUCCGCUUCUCCCAGCACCGGCGGAGAGAUCCCUGCCGGCCAUCUGCUCCCGUUGGAGGCUUUCUUUGUGUCCGACAAUCGCAAGGCAAGCAGGGAGGGAAGGAUUCGCCUCUCUGGCGGCAGAGGAAGCGGAGGCUCUGAUUUCCUACCUUAAAGUAUAAAUUAAUAUCUAAGAUGGAGAAAGAGGAAAAAAUACAAAAUUCAGAUUCCCAAAGCACUGGAGAAGGGACAGUGAGAAAUGAGACCAGCUCAGAAGUUACUGUUGCUGGUGACAAAGUGGCCUCUGCAGCCGUCACCGUGGCCACCGCUGCCGUAGCUGCUGUCAAGACUGUUGUCGGGAUCCAGUCACAACUUUUCAGCCGUUUGGCCACCCGCCGCACGUUUCUGCCCAGCCACCGUCGUGACCUCCUGGAGCUUGAGCAGAUGGUGGAAAACGCAGCCGCCGUGCGCCUCCGAGCAGUGGUGGAAACCAGCAUUGAUUCUUUGCGCGCCAUGAUGUGUUCAUGCCUCUUCCAGUCCCCGGCGGUUCUUGCUGGACUGAUAGACGAACUCUACAUCAUGGAGCGGGCCUUCUGGGUGCAGCCGGGCCGCUCCGAGUGGUGGGAAAAGGUGGUGCUGCCCCAUUGGGAUGACCACCUUUGGCAGGAGAACUUCCGGAUGAGUCGGCAGACUUUCAUGGAGCUGUGUGACGGAUUGAGGCCAGUUCUGGAGCAUCAGACAACCAACAUGCGGGCUCCCAUUACUGUUGAGAAGCAGCUGGCCAUAGCUAUAUGGAAGCUGGCCACCCCAGAUAGCUACCGCUCGGUAGCAGAGUGCUUUGGCGUUGGUCGCUCCACUGUCUCCAGGAUAGUCAUGGAAGUUUGCCAAGCUCUUUAUGAUGUCUAUCACCAUGUGGUUCUUCUGACCAGGCCCCAGGAGGUGAUAAAAGGCUUUUCGGCCAAAGGUUUCCCUCAUUGCAUUGGGGUGAUCGAUGCAACCCACAUCCCUAUCAUUGCUCCUGCCCACCGAGCCAUGGAAUAUAUCAACAGCCGAGGGUAUUACUCGAUGGUUCUGCAGGCCCUGGUGGAUCACGAAGGCAAAUUCAUUGACGUGUAUGCUGGGCGAUCGGGAAAAGUUCAUGAUGCCAGGAUCUUUCGCAGCUCCCCCAUCUUCCGGGCCAUGAACCAAGGCACUUUCGGUCCUAGCGCUACGAUGGACGUAGAGGGAGAGCAAGUGAAGCCGGUCAUCCUUGGAGACCUUGCUUACCCUCUUCUGCCAUGGCUAAUGGCUCCUUACAGUGGCCAGUUGGACUCCCGAAAACAGCUCUUCAACAGCACGCUUGGCCGCUGCCGGACAGUGGCGGACUAUGCCUUUCAGCGGCUCAGGGGCCGCUGGCGGUGCCUCCUCUCCCGCCUCGAUGUGCGAGAACGCUACGCCCCGCGGGUCAUUGUAGCCUGCUGCAUUUUGCACAACAUCUGUGAGAGCAAAGGGGAACCUCUGCAGGAAGGGUGGGAAGAGGUGGUGAGGUCCGUGUCAAGAUCUUACCAGCAGCCAGAAAGGCAGCUGAUGUACAUGUCCAACCCUCAUGCCCGGGAGAUCAGGGAUCUUUUUAGCACAUACUUGGAAAGGAGAUAUCAGGACAAGUAGCGUGGAAUUCAUGCUUAUUUAUCCUCCUUUCCCUCCCCUCCCCACCCCACCCAAAAAACCUCCCCUUGGAACAGAAGUUGGGGAAAGGAAAGCUGGCUUUUCUCUGCCUCUUUUCCGAAUACAAAUAAUCCUUGACUUACAGCCAUUCAUUUAGCAACCAUUCAAAGUUAUAAUGGCACUGA
This is a messenger RNA of Notechis scutatus (mainland tiger snake), 2165 nucleotides long. RefSeq lists its product as uncharacterized. NCBI's taxonomy places the organism in Eukaryota, Metazoa, Chordata, Lepidosauria, Squamata, Elapidae. The record is from RefSeq and is a predicted model, not a curated record.